AUGCCUGGUUUCUAGGCGACGCAUUUUCCUUGCUUUAACACUCCUUUCAGGGCAUAAUUAGCCCCUUUUCGACUUUCAAAACCUUUUUAUUUCCUUUGAAAAAAAUCGCGAAAAAAAGGCUGGAAUCCUUCAAAAUGAAGGUCAUUGUGUGAAAAUCGAAUCGUCAAAAUUCCACUGGAAAAACAAACUUUUGGGAAAAUUCGUUUUUUUUUUUUGGUAAGAAGCGUUUUUCUUUUGAUUUUAUGAUAGCAAGUUCUAUAAAUUUUGGAGAAAAGUAUAGUCAAAAUUAGAGUUUUCUUUAUCAAUUUUACCAGUUUCUCUGGAUUUUUUUCCAUCAUUUUGCUACUUCUCAAAAAAAUCAACACUUUUUUGCAUUUUAGCUUUCUUCUUUUUUCAUAUACAUUCUAAUCACAAAACGAAGGUCUUCUUCCCUUUCAUUAUAUUACUUUUUCUGGUCAAUCGCAUCAAAUAUAACGUUUCCGGAUUAUUUUUCAAUCAUCCUUUUUUUCAUGCUAUAAGCUUUCCAGAUUCGUCGAUUGACAAACGGGUAGCAAAAAAAGAAAAAAAGAAGCGUUUCUCGACUUGGCGACCCUUUUUGCCGCCGGCCGUUGCAACCGAUCCGGACGGGUUUCCGCCGCGACGCGCGAUUUCCAUUGGGCCGACGACUCGGCGCCGAGCACCAUGUCCUGGAAACAGUGCAUCGAGAAGGGCGGAUGUAUCUAUAAUUUUGUUCAGGUCUCCGAAUUCUUUUCUCAAUUCGUUUCAAGCAAAAAUAAGGUUUUUUAAGAAAAUAAAAGCUUUUAAUCAAUCAAAAAAGGUGAACAUUGAAAAUUAUGGUCUCAUUUUUUGGAUAGAUGCACUUUCAGUAGGUUAAAAAGCCACUAGAAAAGUUUUUAAAAAAAUCGAUUUUUUUAACUGGAGAAUGAAGCGAAAUGAUUAAUUUUUUUGCGAAAAACCGAAAAACUCCAAAAAUCAGCCUUUCCCUGAGUAAAUCCGUUCAGGUAUAUAAUAAGAUUUUUUUCCAAAAAAAGAAAAAAAUAUAUCAAAAAAACUUUUUCAAAUCGAUAUUCCGAACCUCACCGUGUUGGCUUGAAUUUUUCCCUUUUAUCAAUAAAAAAAAAAUGUUUUUGAAAAAAAUGAGUAUUGUUUUUUCAUCUAUUAAGCUUUAUAGAAAAUAAAUUUUUUUUGAAAUUCAUCACUGAAAUUUUUAACUAUUUUCACCCAUUUAUCAUUCUGGAAAAAAAUUUUCGAAACCUUCUCAAAAGCUCCAUUUCAAAAUUAUCUCGCGUGGACUUUUCUAUCGUGAAAUUGUCAUUUUCAACGUUUAUGUCUCAAGUUUUGGAAGAAAUUGAGAAGGUUUUUCGAUUUUUCAUUAGCGAUUUUUCAAUAAUCAUGAAAUUUUGCGUUUUGAAGUUUGUUUUUAUUCUUAAUUCCGGUCAUUUUUGUAGAAAUUUCAUGUAUUUGGAGGCUUUUUUGAACUUAUUUUAUCAUUUCAGGCGUUACGAUGGUUUCCAGUGUUAGUUGUUGUAGCGGCAGUUUCCUGGGGAUAUUAUGCCUACGUUUAUCAGCUUUCCAUUGGUUUGUUUCUUUUUUCUUAAGAGAAACUAUGAUUUUGGCAGUUUUCUUCGAUUUUAAAUGCUAAAAGAUAAAAUGAACAUUUUUUUUAGACUUUUAUCAAUUUUUAUUUUUUUCAACCUGAAAAAUAAUUUUCUCAACCAUCUUUUUUUUCAGUUUCUGUGGACAACUGGCCGCAGAGGAUCUUCUACGUGUUGUUUUUCCACAUAUUUCUGAUUCUCUUCAUCGUUUCCUAUUUUCAAACCAUUUUUACCCCGCCUGCGACGCCGCCACCUGAGGUUUGCGUUAUUUUUGGAACAUUUUGAGGUUUUCUUUCAAGAAAAGAUCUCAUUUUUGAGCUAAAAUAAAGUUAUUUAGAACUUUAACUGUUGUUUUUUUCAUCACUAGAAGUUUCAUGAUUUAAUAUUGAUUUUUUUGAAAAAUAGUAUAAUAAACUAGAACUAGGAAAAUAAUGGAAAUUAAAUAUGCUUUUUCCAAAAUAAAAUUUUUUUCCAUGGAAGUUGAUCGAUAAAAGUCAAAAUUUUUUUGGCACUUUUUUUUCGUCAAAAAGUCUGUAAUUUAUCAUUUUAUUAUUGCUAUGGAAAGGGUGAAAGUUUCUAUAAAGUUUGAAUUUUUUUAGUUGAAGAGCGUAUUUUUUUAUUCUUUACCGUUUUGAUGGAACAGUGUUUGAAUCUUCAAAAGUGGAAUAGAUUUUGUUAUAAACUGGUUUCGUUGGUUUUGAAAAUUUGAAUAUUUCUAAAUGAAAAAGUUUUUUUGAAAAACGAAAAGUAAAGCUUUUUUGAAGUUUUUUUCACUCAGUGCCGUCCGGAUAGCGAAAAAUUUAUUCUUUAGGCUCAAAAAAAUUAAGUUUUUAUAAAGUUUUUUUUCGAAUUUCAUCCCGAAACAGCAAAUUUAUUAUUUAAAAAUGUCUUUCAUCGAGUUUUCUUCGAGUUCCGAUUCGAAGGAGAAGCUCUGGAAGAAGUGAUGGCUUGCAAGGACGAUGAAAGAAGACUUCAAGUCGUUCUACAAAGAUAUGCGACCAUGAGGAAGUUGCCGUUGAGGACUAAAGGAUACGACGGAGGUAAAUGUUUCUCGAAAUCCUAUAAAAGGUGUUAUUUAUUGAGUUUUUCGAUAAGAAACAGUGAAUUUUUUCAAUUCCUUUUAUGAGAUUUUAGUUGUUUUUUACAGAAUCCAAAAACUCUUGAGUUCUGAGAAUAUCUCGGUCUUUUUGAGGUUAGAAAAGGUUUUUUUACAAGUUUUUCGAUGAGAACAGGUAAUUUUCGUGAUUCUUUUUUAAAAGCCAUAUUUUUAGGGUGUUGUAAUGAAAAUUUAAUAAAUAGAGAUGGGCUAGGGUUUUUCAUUUAGAAAAAAAUAAACUUUCAGGAUUUUUUUAGUUUUUUUCCAACGUAAAAAAAGGUUUACUUUUUUGAAAUAUCAGACAAAAAUUUUUUUCAGUUAAUAUUGAAAAAAAUGAUUGUUUUUAUCGAUAUUUCGAUAAGAAAAAAAGAGCACGUUUUUUUAAAUCCUUUUUCUGAAAAAAACUCGAAAAGUUUCAUAUUUUUUUAGGAAAAAUUUGAUGUUUAUUUUCGGAUUUAGAGAGAGAAAAAGGUUUUUAAUUGUUGACAGGAUCUAGAAAAAAUAUAUAAUUUUUGAGAUUUUAGGCUAAAAGAUUUGAUUUCAAACACGAAAUAUCUAUCAUUAUAAACUCUUACAGGAGUUCGAUUUUGUGAGAAAUGUAAAUGCAUAAAGCCGGAUCGGUCACAUCAUUGUUCGAUCUGUGGAGAAUGUAUUUUUGUGAGUUUUUUUCUAUGAAUAGGCCAAUUUUUAUUCGUUUUUUCCAGAAAGUUCGACCACCACUGUCCUUGGGUGAACAACUGCGUCAAUUUUAGGAAUUACAAGUUUUUCGUCUUGUUUUUGGGGUCGGUUUUUUUCUGUUUUAUUUUGAGGUUGAAAAGAGGAGAAUUUGAAGCUUUUUGAUCGUAGAAAAAAAAAAUGUUGGGAAGUUAUUUUUCUAGUCCAUUUGAUUUCUGUUUCUGCUUGAACAUGAAAAUUUAAAAAAAGAUAAUUGUUUUUUAUUGUUUCGCAUAAAAAGCAUAUGGAUUUAUUAUUAUAUGGAAAAAGUCAGCUUCAGUUUGUUUAUUUCAACGUUUUUUUCAUUUAUUGAUUUCGUACACUCAAAAAGUAGUUUCAAUGCCUAAAAAUCUUUUUCCGGCAGUUUUUUUAAAGGGACAUAGACGAAAUUUCAUAAAGGUCUCAAGAAGAAUAGCCGUUCUUUUGUUGCAUUUUUAUGUCAAAGGAUCUUUUUUUAAACGUUCUAGCCACGAAUUCUGAUCAUGAAUUAUGUAUUUUAAUUGAUUUUUCAGCAGGAUCAUUAAAAAUUUAGAAAGAAAUACGAGAAAAAUGAAUAUUUUUCCGCAUAUAUGGUAGGAAAAAUCACCGUAUACAUCGCUUUUUUACGCGCUUCGCUUCGAGACCUCCACUUUUUGCGCCUAUAUGAUCAAAAGUUACGAUAUUUUGACUAGAUGAAAACCUUCAGAAGCUGACAAGAAUAGCCAUUUUCAGCUACGGGUUCGCAUUCUGCCUUUUCGUCUUCUUCACAGACCUACCGUAUUUCAUCGAUUUUUGGCGGUCGGAGUUCACCGGACAUUCGCUUAAGGUUAAGAGAAACAGCACUGUGACUCGUCCGCCGUUUGAUCCGUUUGAUUGGCUCCAAAGUCCCUUGUCCCUCACAACGGUUUGCACUUGUCCUGCUUUUCUUUGUCUUUCACCCAAAUAUUAGUGGCUAUCGCGCGCGAUGUAGCCAAGGCCUCUUGCUGCGACAUCGUCAAAGGCUUCCUGCUAUAUCGCUCCUUCUCAUGAAUUUAUUUUUCAAACAAAUAUUUUUUGCUCUGUUUGCAUCUUUUUUCAUGCGAUCAAUAAGUUAAAGAAAAAAGAUUUUUGAAGGAAUUUCUUAGAGAGCGAUAUCGCGCGAGAAGUUUGCGAUGUCGCAGCGAUAUGGCUCGCGGCAGAUUGUUACUUUUGCGGCGAUACAGUCCAUAAUAUCGGGUUUUCACCGUUUUUGUAUCAAUCAACAGCUUUCGGAGGCUUGAAAGAUGAUAAAAGUUGCUUAAAAAUAAGUAAAUCCAAUAUUAUUUUUCUUUGAAAAAGUGAAAUUUCCCUGGUUUUUUUCCGUUUUCAAACAAGAGUUUUUGUGAUUUUCCAUUAUUUUUGGAAAGCUGUUGGUAGAUCAGUAAAAUGUUGUCUAGGUGAAUGGAAAGAAAAAAAGGUUCUGUAAAAAAAAAAAAAUCAAAAAAAUUAGAUCCUGUUAAGAACAGAAAUGAAAAAAAUACGAUAAAAAGUUGAAAUUUUUACAAAGUCGAUCUUUUUCGAAAUUUUUUUGUAAAUCAGGCUCUUUUUUUCUCCAGUUUAUGAGAAGACAUUUUUUUAAAAGUUCAAAAAUCAAAAAAAAAUUUUUCCAAGUUAGCUCACUUUGAAAAGAGUUUUGUUUUAUUUUUGUUUUUUUCCAGAAAUCAAUAUUUAUCAGUUUUUUUAUUAAAAUUUAUUCUGCACAAAAUUCAUAUUUUUUUCGACAAGUGAUCAGAAAUUUUUUUCCAAUUAAAAGUUUGCACGGUGACUUUGUUUUUUUGUGAAUUAUUUUGUGCUUUGCUUUGAUCUCUUUUUUUGCAUGGCUCUAACUUUUAUCAAUCGAUUUUUAUAGCACUUCCCCGAUGUUAAUUAUUCACUUGUUCGUUAUCUCUGUCUGAAUAAAAUGAUAUACUUGGUUCAGCCGGGCAGAUUCCACCUGUUGUUCCUGGUCUUCGUCUCGGGAAUGUUCUCGAUAUCCCUGGCCGCCUUAUUUUUCUAUCAUCUGUACUUGACGGCCAGGAAUCGGUCUACCGUUGGUCAGCAUUUUUCAUUUUAUUCCCAAAAAAAAAAUGGGGAGAAUCACGGCUUUAACGAUAUGAAAUUUGGCAAAUUUUGAGUAAAAUAUUAAUUUUUUUAAAAAUCAGUUUUUGAGUUGAAACGAAAAACAGCAAAAAUAAAAUAGGAAGAAAAUGAUCUUAAAAUUUGCGAAACGGUUCUAAAUUCUGUAGAAUUUUAAAGCUUAAAAUUCGAAUUAGCAAGAAAAAAACGUCCAAGUUAAUAUAAGUUUUUUAAUAAAUAGAUUUGAAAAAAAGAUAGUUUCUCAUUAAAUUCCAAAGAAAAGGGAUCAAAAUAAAUAAAAAAACGUCAAAUUUGACGUGUUGUAGAAGUAUUCCAUUUUUAAAAAAUUUUUUUAGUGCUUCAAUGCCUUCAAAUUUGAGGAAAGGAACAGAUUUACCGUUGAAACUGUUGAAUUCGCCAGUUUCUGAAAGAAUUUUUGAAAUAUAACCGGAUUCAUUGAUAAUUUUGUACAUGUCCUUCCUUCCAGAAUCGUUCCGAGCCCCGUUGAUCGAAGGAAGAUUCGAGAAAAACGCCUUCAAUCACGGAAUCAAGGCGAAUUAUCGCGAGAUUUUCGGCUCGAAAAAGGCGCUUUGGCUCCUUCCCAUCUAUACUAGGUUGGUCAACGAAAUAUUCUACCUUUUUCUUUUUAAAAAAAAACCAAAUUUCUUUGAUAUUUUUUUCGUUUUUUUCAAAGUUUUUAAAAUUUCCUAUGGUUUUUUUGUUCAAAAAAAUACACGGUAUAAAUUCAUGAUUUCCAUAAAAAAACUGAUUCAAAAAUGUCUUCUCCAUUUUUGUUCCACUCUUAUCGCUUCUCUUCACAUCUGAAUUUUUUUCAGUUUUUUUCGUGUCAAAUUGUACUCUUAAAACGUGUUUUUCUGUCCCAAACAUGUUCUGAUUGUUUUUUAAAUAUUUGUGAUUUAUGAUUGUUGCAAGAUUGAAAGAUUUGAAAUUCGCAUGCUUUUUUGCUUUUUUCGUCCAGUUUUUGUGUUUCUGCGUGUUUCUGUCUUUUCAAUGUAUUUGAGUGCAUGGAAAUGAUUUUUCGAUUUUUUAUAGGGAUUAUUUUUUCGAGGUAAAGUUUAUUUUAAUGUGCUUUAUAAUUCAAAUUUUUAAAUUUUUCAAGCGUUCGAAAAAAAGGGGCUUUUGAUAUUUUUAAACUAGAAUCGAAACUAAUUUUUUAAAAAUUUUCCGCAAGUGUUCUAAAAACUUUUUAAAUAGGGGAUUUUGAUAAAUGAGUUUUUUUGAUAAAAUGAAAGUUGAAAAAUUUUUUUCAGGAAAAAUCCUGUAUUUUUGCGUAAAAUUUGAAAGCUUUUUCUCUUUGAAAACUUUCUGAUCUCUUAAAUAUUGUCGGGCUGGAUUCCCAGAGUUUUUAGAGUAUGAAAUUCGUCGAGCUUUUUCAAAAGUUAAAAAGUGCAAAACUCGAAAUUUUAGGUGGUAUGAAAAAAAGACCAGCGAAAAUUCAAACGGCGACUUUUCCGAUUUUUUCAUAUCGCUAGGGAACUUUCCGACGAAUCUUUUUCCGACUUUUUUUCUCGAUAAACUCUUCGUUUUGAAUCUUCCUAUAUAAAGUAGGUAGUUAGUUCAUAAUUAAAACACAAAGAAAUAGGAAAAAAAUGUUAAAAAGAUGUUUUAUUAAACCGAAAAAAACAUAAGGGAAAAAAAAGUCGGAAAAAAAUUUCGUCGGAAAGGUGGCCGUCGGAAAGUUCCCUAGCGAUAUGAAAAAAAAUUGGAAAAAGUCGCCGUUUGAAUUUUCGCUGGUGUUUUUUCAUACCGCCAAAUUUUAUUCUUUUUGCUUUUUUUCAGAAACAUCAUAAUUUUUUUGAGUAAAGUUCCAUAGCUGUUUCUCUCUGGAACCUUCUGUUUUUUUGUAAAUAUUGCUUGGAUUCCGAAAGUUUUUGAAUAUUUUGCAGGAUUUUAAAGCUCAAAAAUCCGAAUUAGCAAGAAAAAGAAACGUCCAAGUUAAUAUACGUUUCAAAGGAUUGAUAAAUCGAAUUGAAUAAAAUAGUUUCCUAUUAAAUUCCAAAGAAAAGGGGAUCAAAAUAAAUAAAGAGACUGCACCUCUUAUAAAAAUGAUAAGUAUUCCAGGUUCAAAGUUUUUAAAAUUGUUUUCAGUUUUCUUUCUCCGAUAAAAUUCUGAAACUUUUUUUCGCGUUUUUCUCUGGACUUUUAUGAUCUUCCGAGUAUUGACAGCAAUGGUUAGAUGAACUAAUUUAAAGCAAAAAAGUCAGUUUGGCUUCAGUUGACCCUGUUUUUUGAAGGUUUCUCUGUGACUAUUACAAAUUGAACCGUAAAAGCUUUUUUUUCUGAAGCUUUGUAUAAUUUUCGAACGUUUAGUAUAUUCCAUUUCAAGAAUCUUGAAUUUAUGAUAGGAAUGUGCAGAUGGAACGAGAAACGCUUCUGAAGCCGAAAAAUCAGCGUAAAAAAUUGAAUGAUUGAAAUGAAAGUAAUUUUCGAGUAAAUUUACCGAUGAUCUUACGACUGUAACGCGUAGAAAGUGAAUUGAGCCAAAGAGAAUGUGCUAGAAUAGAAAAUACCUUUUCAUUUCACACCUUGACUGUGGCCUGUGGUUUUGCAGCCGCGGGUCGGGCGUCGACUUCGAAUUGGCCUUCGAGCGGAUCAGCGGGUUCGGACGUCGCAACGGCGCCUACAAACCGCCCGACGAGGCCCGGCCAACCAACGGCUCCACGUCGAUGACGUCAGCCGCCUCGCCUCCCAGUGACGUCACCGUCGAGAACGGCGGCGGACGACGGUCGACUGUCGAGCACAUUCCCAUCGACAUCCUCUGAUCCUAUUUAUCGACCUUCCUAAUAUAUUCAUAUAUGUUACGCUUCCUUUUUUGUGUUUCUUUUUUUUUCAUUUUGCUCGGAAUGGAUUAGAUUAGAGUAGUCUUGGAAAGUGCGCUCCAGGGAGAAAAUGGCCCUAGAGCACACUUUGAUGACAGCGAGUCAUUUAUUUGCAAAUAUUUGACGAGUUUUGGAUUCUUUGAGAGAAAAUUGAGGUUUUGGAGCUGAAGUGAGGGGAAAGGAUAGAGAUAAUUUUAAAUAAGAGGGAUUUUUAUAUAUUCUUUUCAUUUUUUCGAAGCGGAAAUUUUUUUUGAAUGGUUUUGGAGCGAUUUUAUUGGUUUUAAAAGUUUGAACAUGUUAAGCUUCUGGGGAAAAAGUAGGGUAAACAAUUUUUCUAAAAUUUAUUUUUUAAAGUUUCUGAAAAGCUCAAUAGGAGUUGAGAACUAAAUAAGUUUAUAAUUCAUGGAGAAAGGAUUUGUUUUAAUUGAAAAUAUACGGGUUUAUUGUCCUUAGAGUGAUUUUUGGCUGUUGUUCUUCCUAAUUUAAUUUUUAAGCUUGUCAAUUUUACGCCUACAGCUCUAAUCAGUUCAAACUUUCUCCUUUUCCCACCUGAUUCCAACCUCAUUGACGUCGCUGGAAGUGAUUUGCAGCCUCGGCGACGGCGUUCGCUUCGAGCGUUGGACGGCGGCGAUGGCCCGAAGACGUGCCCAGGCGACUUCUUCUGGAGGCGUCGGCUCCAUUGGCGCCCUCCGCUACUCGCUGCUCAACCAGGCCGAGGAGUCGGCCGAACGUCUUCUCGACGCCGAGGACAACUCCUUGUUCACGGACGAGGAGGAGGAGGAGGAAGUCGAGAACAGAGAAGACGUCAACUUGAGAGUUUAA
Messenger RNA from Caenorhabditis auriculariae, 9119 nucleotides. The record is from the annotation of a GenBank genome assembly. NCBI's taxonomy places the organism in Eukaryota, Metazoa, Nematoda, Chromadorea, Rhabditida, Rhabditidae.